Darwinula stevensoni is the source of this 783-nucleotide messenger RNA. Lineage: Eukaryota; Metazoa; Arthropoda; Ostracoda; Podocopida; Darwinulidae. The record is from the annotation of a GenBank genome assembly.
GAAACCUGCAGCAGUCAGAUCACAGCAUUGGAACGGAAAGGAACGUUGAAGGUGAAGCUAUUCUCGUACACCAUGAAUCUAUCAGCUGUGAUUCUGCUCCUUUUCGGCUUGGGCAAGAACUGGGCUCAAAACUACCAGAGCAUUACUGUCUUCGAAGAUUCCAAUUACGACGGAGAACAGAGUGAUAUAUUCCAGAAUUGCCCUAACAUCUGGUCAUGUGCCCCCAAUGUCGGAGAUAACGCGAUCUCCAGUGCAUGCGUCACCGGCAUUUGGAUACUCUACAGUGAACCUUCUUACAACUUUGAAGGAUUCGGAGCAGUGGAAUGGGGGUUUGGGUUAGGUUAUUGUUGGAACCUGGGGCCCGCCGAUAACGUAGUGUCAUCCCUCAGGUUAGUAGGAUAUAGCACCAACUACAUGGCAAACACAAUCACACUUUAUAAUCAUAUUAUGUUCAUGGGGGAACAAUAUUUCGGCACCACAGACAGUCCCAAUGUGCAGAUGAACGACAUAAACUCCAUCAUCAUCACGGGUGCAAGUGACUGGACCGUCUAUACGCUCCCGGACUUCCUGGGGCCAAGUGCAUGCUUCAGUGUCCAGGCUGGAACGUUCGUGGGCUUAUACUUGGACCUCUCCGAACUCGAGAUCAACUCGGUCAGGUCCUUCCGAGAAGGAUGCUUCAGCGACGCAAAGAUUCAGCCCCGCCCGCAGAGACAAGGUGUGGUCGUCUUGGACAGUGAAUAGUGUGGCCUCACACGAUUCUCCUGCAUAAAUAAAUUCAUUGAG